CAACAACUUGGUUCUUCUCUCUUGCUACAUAUUUCGAUUGGUAUUACAAUGAUGAAGACUUUGAGCUUGAUUUUGAUUUUGUCGUUGCUAAGCAAUGGAAAUUUGCUUGAACCGGUAGAAGUAAGGUCUCUCGAUGCGAUGAAUGCAGCAACUAUCGACGAUUUCUUGCCCAUACCAUUCAUUGGAACUACGAAGCCGUCUACUUUGAACGUUAUUGAGGGUCACAACUUCAAUGAUGCCAAUACUCUUGCUAAUGUCAAAGCAUUUGGCCCAGCCCUGGCGGCGGUGGCCAUCAUGGAUGUUGUUAAUUCCAGCUUUUUGAUACUUAGACAAUGGUCGCUUAAACCCAGUGAAUAAAGAGCGAUUUUAUUAAUAUGAAACAA
Messenger RNA from Cucurbita maxima (winter squash), 383 nucleotides. RefSeq lists its product as uncharacterized. The record is from RefSeq and is a predicted model, not a curated record. Bases 49 to 357 code for a protein of 102 amino acids. The transcript is spliced from 2 exons. Lineage: Eukaryota; Viridiplantae; Streptophyta; Magnoliopsida; Cucurbitales; Cucurbitaceae.